Molecule: messenger RNA, 1634 nt
Organism: Osmia bicornis bicornis
Lineage: Eukaryota; Metazoa; Arthropoda; Insecta; Hymenoptera; Megachilidae
Gene: Usp39
Product: U4/U6.U5 tri-snRNP-associated protein 2
Exons: 9
Coding region: 69-1598 (509 amino acids)
Biological process (GO): protein deubiquitination; mRNA processing; spliceosomal complex assembly
Molecular function (GO): zinc ion binding; cysteine-type deubiquitinase activity
Source: RefSeq, a predicted model, not a curated record
UAGCAAUAUUAACUUUUAUUUAACAAAUAUUUCUUCAUAAAAGUGAAUUAUACUGAUUUCUAAUAAAAAUGGCGACGAAUAAACAGGGAAAUCAACAAAAACGAAAAUUAUUGCAACAAAAGAAUAAUUUAGAUGAAGAAAAUGACAGAAAUGUUAAGAUCGCCAAAACAAAUUUGGACGCACCAAGGCUGUGUCCUUACUUGGACACAAUAAAUCGUCAAUUUCUGGACUUUGAUUUUGAAAAAUUGUGUUCAGUAUCAUUGUCAAGGAUUAAUGUAUAUGCCUGCCUUGUAUGUGGAAAGUAUUUCCAAGGCAGAGGUACCAAUACUCAUGCAUAUACACAUAGUGUAGCAGAAAGUCAUCAUGUAUUUCUUAAUCUUCACACAUUGAAAUUUUAUUGUCUACCUGACAAUUAUGAGAUAAUUGAUUCAUCAUUGGAUGACAUAAAGUAUGUUUUGAAUCCCACAUUUGAUAAAGCACAAAUUGCCCAAUUGGAUAAAAGUGAUAAAUUAUCUAGAGCCAUUGAUGGUUCAUUGUAUUCUCCAGGUAUUGUGGGAAUGAAUAAUAUCAAAGCAAAUGAUUACUGUAAUGUUAUUUUACAAGCACUUUCUCAUGUCACACCUUUAAGAGACUUUUUCUUAAGAGAAUCUAAUUAUUCUCAUGUAAAAAGACCACCAGGUGAUUCUUCUUAUCUAUUAGUUCAACGUUUUGGAGAAUUAAUGAGGAAACUAUGGAAUCCACGUAAUUUUAAAGCUCAUGUUAGUCCACACGAAAUGUUGCAAGCUGUUGUAUUAUGGAGCAAAAAGAGAUUUCAAUUUACAGAACAGGGUGAUCCAAUUGACUUUUUGUCAUGGUUUAUGAAUGCUCUUCAUUUAGCAUUAAACGGUACCAAAAAGCGUGAUUCUAGUAUAGUGUACAAAACAUUCUUGGGUCAUAUGCGUAUAUACACACGAAAAAUACCACCUCUUGAAUUAGACGAAAGUCAAAGAAGUGAACUACUUCAUACUGUAGAAUACGGUGAAACUGUAACAGAAAGUCCAUUUUUGUACCUAACAUGUGAUCUUCCUCCACCACCUCUUUUUAAGGACCAGUUUACUGAAAAUAUUAUCCCUCAAGUUAACUUGUAUACAUUGUUGAAUAAAUUUAAUGCUGUAACCGAGAAAGAAUACAAAACUUAUAAGGAGAAUUUUAUGAAAAGAUUUGAAAUAACAGAACUUCCACCUUAUCUUAUACUUUAUAUAAAGAGGUUUACAAAGAAUACGUUUUUCGUAGAAAAAAAUCCCACCAUAGUUAACUUCCCGGUUAAAAAUGUAGAUUUUGGUGAUAUUUUAACACCUGAAGUGAAACAAAGACAUCCAUAUACAACAUAUGACCUAGUUGCAAAUAUAGUUCAUGAUGGUGAGCCUGGUCAGGGAACAUAUAGGGUACACAUUUUACACAGAGCUACUGGUCAGUGGUAUGAAAUGCAAGAUUUACAUGUGACUCAAAUUCUACCCCAGAUGAUAACCUUGACCGAAGCAUACAUACAAAUUUAUGAAUUAAAGAAAGAUACACUCUCAGAAAAUGGUGACAAUAAGAGCGAGAAGACAGUAACGUGAUAAAUGUAAUUUUCUAAAUAAAAUAUUUAAAUUUUC